Molecule: messenger RNA, 1838 nt
Organism: Paramormyrops kingsleyae
Lineage: Eukaryota; Metazoa; Chordata; Actinopteri; Osteoglossiformes; Mormyridae
Gene: rnf144b
Product: ring finger protein 144B
Biological process (GO): protein ubiquitination
Molecular function (GO): zinc ion binding; ubiquitin-protein transferase activity
Source: RefSeq, a predicted model, not a curated record
AAUAUGUAGCUCAUAUAUGAUCCAAAACAAGCAAAUGAGACGUUUAAGAAUUAUAACAGUAUCUAUUUGCAUGUAGUCUUUAAAAGGCUUUAUCACCCAUCCGUGUUAUGGUGCAUCAAUACACAAGGAGUUAAAAGAAAAAGCAGCUUGGCUUCUAUGCUGGAUGAGGAAGUAGGAAGUGCUGUAUUUUACCCUGGCGCCGAGAUCGGGGCUGGGGGUAUUUACAGCAUAGGCGCCCUGACUGCAGGGGAGCGGACUUUGCGGCUCUCGGCGUCGGGCGGCUGGAGGUGGCCGCGGCCGUUUUCGAAGUAUGGAGUAUACAUCUUCCCUGCAUUUGCGCCUGCCGAGCUAAAACAAGAAGCACGCGAGAUGGAUCCCACCCCAGAAAUCAGCAGCGAGUCCCCGACAGACCCCGGCACCUCGCAGACGCGGAUGUUCUGCAAGCUGUGCCUCACCGACUGCGCAUCAGCUGCGAUGAGCAGACUGCAGACCUGCGGCUGCAUUUUCUGCACCUGGUGCCUGCAGCAAUAUGUACAGCUGGCGAUUCGUGAGGGUGGGGGAACCUCCAUUACCUGCCCCGACAUGGCUUGCCUGAAGAGCGGGGCCCUCCUAGACUCUGAGAUUGCCAGCUUUGCUUCCGCAGACCAAGUUCAACUCUACCAGCGGCUGAAAUUCGAGAGAGGUGUGCAGCUGGACCCCAGUAAAACCUGGUGCCCAGUAUUGGAGUGCCAGGCCGUGUGUCGUGUGCAGCCCAGUGCCGCGGGCGAGCCCACGUCCGUGCCCUGUCCAGCCUGCCAUGCCGUUUUCUGCUCUCUGUGUAGGGGCCCCUGGGAGGAGGGCCACAUCUGCUCAGAGCACCGGCCCCUGGCCUCCCCAUCUGAGCCCGGCAGCGUCCACUCGAGCACAGAGGUGGACGUGUCCAUAAAGCAGUGCCCAAUGUGCGGGGUUUACAUCGAGCGGAACCAGGGCUGUGCCCAGAUGCUCUGCAAGAGCUGCAAGCACACCUUCUGCUGGUACUGCCUCCAGAACUUGGACGGGGACAUAUUCCUACGUCACUAUGACAAGGGACCAUGCAGGAAUAAGCUGGGUCACUCACGGGCAUCCGUCAUGUGGAACAGGACACAGGUGGUCGGCAUCCUGGUGGGCGUUAGCGUCAUCGUGCUGGUGACAUCGCCGCUCCUCCUGCUCGCCUCGCCCUGCGUCAUGUGCUGCAUCUGCAACCCGUGCCGCGGCAAGAAGAAGCGCAAGAAGAAGAAGAAGAAGGAGCCGGGCUUGCCGGAGUCCACUGUAUAAACGGCUACCCCCGCGCCCCCGGUCCCCCCCUCCCCCAGACCCGUGUGCCCAUGUCCAUGCUCUAUGCCAAACCUGUCAUGUUAGGUGCACAAGUGCCUCCUCUCGCAGUGCCUGUUUUAAACGGUGGUCAACUUCUGUUUUAUCUUCCAUUUUAUUAUGCAAAAAAAUGUAUGUAUACAUGUGUAUAUAUAUCGCUGUUUCAAAAAAGCAGCAGCAACUACAGUUAAAGCAGCAACAUAAAUAACCUAAAGAAAUACCUUUCAUUCACUUGUUUGUGUGUUAUGGGAGGUGCACUGCGUACUGUAUUAGACUUGGGGGAACACAGGGCUUUAACAGAUAUAAAUAAGGGAUAUUUCUGCUCCAACUUGUGUUUCCCAUUCGGUAUGAUGAACCAAAGGCUCUGAUUAAUCAUGUGACAUUUGAUAUGUAAAUAUGUAUUUAUGGAUGUGUUCCAUGUCUUAUGUUUAUACUUUAGUGUUGACAGUUAUGCAUCAGAUAUUUUGUAAUAUUUCAUUGAUUCUAAUAAACAACAUUAUUGAAACUAA